AUGUCUAAAAUUGAGUGUGAUAUCCUGGAAAAACCGUUAGAUAGUAAAAAUAUGAUCGAAUAUGUUCUCCCGGAGUACACCCCUACACGAAGGCAGACGCUGCUAAAAUACUUCCGCAUCAAUCCGGGUUUCCUCGCGAACCCGGUCAACUACCCGCGCACCCUCAAUCUCAUCGCCAACGACCUGGCGGAACCGAACUUCCAGCCGUCCUUCCCGGAAAUACUCGAAGCCAUCGAACGCUGGAAGGCUUGGGUGGCGCUACAGCAGACGGAACCCACUCGGCCACCGGAUCGGGAACUGAAACGGCUGCUGGAGGCGCUCGAGUCGCGCCUAACGCAUAGUCAAAUCACGCUGAUGCUGCAACACAUGGAAGUGGUGGGGGGCGAUGCGGACGGACUGUGGGCCACCAUUGCGGUGGAGAUGCGCGCUUUGAAGUAUCCUCCCCGACCGGAGAUUUAUUGGCGGCGGGGGUUCGAGGAGUGGUGCCAGGAAGCGCGGGAUCGCUUCCGGGAGGAUCCGGAUGCGCUGACGGCACUGCAGCAGCGGUAUAUUGACUAUGCGAGGGAGCGAGGCGAGCUGGAUGAGGAAGUGGCUUGGAUAGAGGUGGACGCCUUGGAGCUGGUGCUGAACCACUGCCGGACGUGUUUGGGAAUGCUGAGGGCGGCCGACCCGAAGGCGUAUCUGUUUGAACCGGGCGGAAUGGGCACGACACUGGCCGAUAAGAUCAAUGUUUGCUUCGGGACGGGGAUCGAUCUGGAGGAACGACUGCCGAAGUACGUUUGCCGGAAGUGUGUGGAGAAGGUGGAGGAAGCUUAUGCGUUGAAGAUGCAGAUCGAUCGCACCGAUGAGGAGCUGAAGAGUUUGAUUGGGGAGUACCAGAAGCGGGAAACGGCGCGUAGUAAUGUGAAGAAUGAACAUCGGGAAGCAGACACGACGGAAACGACCGUCCAGACGCUGCAGGAUGCAAGUCCGCUGGAAGUGAUACAGGAAAAAGAACAACAGUUAAGUGAACAGUUGGAAGUCCCAGAAGAGGAAGUCGAACAUUUGGAAGGAGUCGUUGACGCGGAGCACGAUGUUAAAUAUAGCUGGCAAGUGAUAAGUGAUUCGGAACAGAUGAUUGUUGAGCAGGUGGAGGAGCACGAGGAAGAGCAUAUUGAUGUCAGCGAAGCAGUACAAGAAGAAGUGGAGUCUUACGACGACGUGAUGGUGGCAACGGAAGCAGAUUACCUGGAAGACGACAUAGAGGAACAGUACGUUGAAGAGGAAACGGAACAAAAAGCUUUCACCCCUCAUCAAAAACUCUCACUGGAUGUGAAAGUGAAACGCCAAAUUGUCCCCGACCUCAGCCACAAUUUCUACCAAUGUCCCGAGUGUCGAAUAGUACUGCGAUCGCACGAGCUCUGGGAGACACACACAGCACGCCAUGCUUCGGAAAAACGAUACACGUGCGAGGUGUGCUCCAAGCAGUUCCGUUCUUCGUCAACGUUGAGAAUUCACCAGCGAACCCAUACCAACGAGCGACCCUACGUUUGCGAGAUCUGUAACAAAAGCUUUGUUCAAAGUACAAACCUAGUCUAUCACAUGAAUGUCCACCAGAACAUUCGAAAUUACCCGUGCGAUCAGUGUUCGUACAAAGCUCGCAACAAGAACGACCUGAAUCUCCACAAGCGCACUCAUUCGGGUGCUCGUCCGUACAUUUGCGAGUACUGUGAAUGUACCUUCACCACCUCUAGCAAUCUGAGCAAGCACAUCAAGCGACGGCACAUAGGCGAGAAAAACUUUAAGGUGUGCAGCAAGGCGUUCCGAACGCACAGCCAAAUUAAGGCUCACGGUUUCGUGCACGACCGGAACAAUCGCCCGAUGAAGUGCGAACGGUGUCCCUAUCGGACCAGCACCAAGUCGUCACUGUCCAUCCAUAUGAAGUCGCACGUGACCACCCGGCCGUACGUCUGUCCGCACUGCAAGAUGGGCUUCCGCACGUCCAGCAAUAUGCACAAACACGUUCGAAACACACACGAAGGGCAGCGGCCUUUCAAGGUAUCUUGGAAUUUCUGUGCGGUUUCCCCGAGGGGUACACCGCGAUGGGCGUUGUUACCCCGAGGGGUACACACCAAAUAUGAUAAUCUGUAUUGA
Aedes albopictus (Asian tiger mosquito) is the source of this 2133-nucleotide messenger RNA. RefSeq names its product zinc finger protein 239. Gene Ontology annotation, cellular component: nucleus; nucleoplasm. The transcript is spliced from 5 exons. Gene Ontology annotation, biological process: regulation of transcription by RNA polymerase II. Lineage: Eukaryota; Metazoa; Arthropoda; Insecta; Diptera; Culicidae. The record is from RefSeq and is a predicted model, not a curated record. Gene Ontology annotation, molecular function: zinc ion binding; DNA-binding transcription repressor activity, RNA polymerase II-specific; RNA polymerase II cis-regulatory region sequence-specific DNA binding. The coding region runs from base 1 to 2133 and encodes 710 amino acids.